UUUUGUGACUGGCUUUUUUCACUCUGCAUAACAUUUUCCAGGUUCAUCCAUAUUGUAGCCUAAAUCACUACUUCAUUCCUUCCUAUGGCUUAAAAAUCUGUCAUUGUGCCGACAUACCAUCCCAGGGUGUCAUACUAAAAGAUGAUUGAUUUGGAACGUCUGAGGGUGAGGUGGUGCUAGGAGAGUCGGGUGUCAUUGUCAGCAGGGGAGGAAGACAUGGGCUUGGGGCUCGAGACGGAGUCAGGGGCAGACUUUCAGUCUUGGGAAUUGUGAAAAUUAGAAGUCACAUUUAAAGACGAGAGAGCAAAUGUGAUCUCCAAGUUGAAACGCAUACUCCAUAGGUGGCUGAACUGGUUGCCACCAUCUCUGUGUCCUCUGAUGGAAUUCAUGGUAAUUAUCCUUUGAGACUAAUCCAAGAUCAUUCUGAUGCAGAAAAAUCAGUGAAACCAACAUCACAUUUGAAUGAUUCAUUUUGUCAUGCUUCUAUCAGCAUGAAACUCAUUUUUAGCCUUGUCGAACCCUUUGCUCUAAAUAUUUUCUGUUGUUUUUCUUGCCCACUGAUUUUGUUGGUUGGAAAAUGAUUAAUAUUUAAAAUUAAUACAAGUUGCUUAAAUGCCUGUUAGUUGGUCCCUAAGAAAUAUUUCUUUUUCCUCUGAAUGAUUGUUGGGAAGUUGUUCCAUUCUGUCCCCUUGUUUUAAAUAUUAACUUAGGAGUUUUUAAAGUAAUUCAAAUAGAACAUACCAGCAGCUUUAAAAUUUGCUUGGUUAUCAUUUAUAAUCCUUUGUAAAGUUCAAGCAUAAUCUUUUGUAUCUCAAAUAAUAUUCCCUGGCUUCUGCACCCAGGAUGUCUAAAAUAGGUAGUAACAAUAAUAAAUUAAUUUUAAAUUUCUAGGUAUCAUCUUUAUUUAUAUUCACUUUAUUUAUAUUCACUUUAUUUUUUAAAUUGUUUUCCUUGCAGUAUAGAAGUUAAGAUUGAUGGUGAGCAUUUGGAAUUCUCAAGAUAGGUAAUUUAACCCAUGUGUUGAGGGUUUUAUAGUCCACAAUAUUCAGUUUCUGUGUAGAUGAGUUUUCAUGUUAUUUAUCUGCCAGCAUUGUGAUGUCACAUGAAGACUUGGCUGUUCUGAUGUCAGGACUUGGGUGUAAUCUUGAACAUGGUAGCUCUGUUUUAACAGAAUUGCAAUUCUGAAGCUGAAUGCUCUAGACCACGUAUAGUUACUCUGGUGUUUUGUUUUUGUUUUUUUUUCAUGUGGCCAGUAUCUUUACUCCUUUGAUCUCUGUGGCUGUUGGAGAAAGUUUGCAUAAAAAUGCAGGAGAAAGAAGAAGCCUAGAUUUUUGCUUAUCUGUGAGGUCUAAUAGGUAAACUAACCAUAAAAAACAGAAAUUUUGAGAUUAUGUGACCACAUAGUAUUCUCUAAAGAUCUGCUUUUAUUACAUUACACUGGUCUCUGUUACCAACCAGUAGGUACUCAGUCAUUAUAAUUCACUCUAACUUUGAAAUCUGUAGAUAGAAAAUGAAAACCAUCUGUUGCCUUGUGAAAUAAGGAAGAAUUCAGAACAGAUCUUAAAAGAGCAGUAACUUUUUUCUAGAUACAUAUUGUAGGUGGGAGGGGUUUUCCUGUGAGUUCAUCACAGUCUUUUUACAUAACUUACUUUUCAGUUUUCAGAAGGGGAAUGCAAGGGUCAAUUUAGUAUUUUAUCAGUGACAAGUUUCCCUAUUCGCCAUUGCCGAAGACACACAUACGGUAGUAUAGUGUUAGCCAGUUCAUUCUGCAGUGCAGGGACCUGGAUUAAUUUAUGCACCCCAGAUAAUAGCCCUGUUGACUGUGGGACUUCCGUGUGUAUGUACCGUCGCAUAUUAGAGUGCUGCUUCAGAAAGUGUAUUUCCAGCCCGAUCAGGUGACUCUAUGCACGUUCUCAUUUGCGUCUUUGGGUACCAGAGAUGGGAGAAUCGUAUUAAGCAGUGCAAAGUUGCUAGUCCUCUCUCUAGCAGAGUGGAAGUGGGCAGAAGUCAAGAUUGACACAGCAAUUUUGUGUUCCCUUGUGAUUUGCUGUCAGCAAGCUGUUACCCACACAUGCAAAAGGUUGUUUGAAGUGGGCUUACACAUGUUUCCAUAGCAGCAGUCAUCUUAGUGAUUUCUCUCAUUUUUGGACUUUUUUUUUUUUUUUCCUUUUGCUUCUCUGUUCCUCACGGAUGCAGGAUUAAACAAACAGCAUAUUUAGGUCAAGGAAAGAGAUGUUUGCUAAUAUAGAUGCUGGGCUAAGCAUUCUGGGAGAGUGAUUCCUUGCAGCAGAUGAACAUUCUUUGUGCCUUCCAGCAGCAUCUGCAGCAGGGUGGCUGUCUGGCACCAUUUUUUUCAUUUUGGGCAGGUUCUGAGAUUCCGAACAAUCCUAAGCAAAUCACAGGAGCCGGCAGUUUCCCAGUAACCACAUGUAAAUCUCCUGCUUAUUUGUUCUUUGGUAUUAACAGGGAAGCAAUCUACUGGAAAAAAUGAUACCUUAAAGAUUUUGGUGCAUCCGAGGUGUGUCAUCUGGUUUUUGCACCACCCCUCCUGUUUGACACUCGGAGCCUGGUUUUUUUUGUUUUUUUUUUGUCAGGCAGUUGGGCAGGAGCAGAUUCUAGUGCAACAGCUCGGAGCUUCCCUUCUGUUCUGGUGCCGGCAACUGCCUGUCAUGAGGAUGGUACAGUGGGAGCCUGCUCAGAAGAGCCAAGGAAGAUGAUGUCGAGAUGGAGUAGAGAUUGCUAGAAAUCUGAACAUCUACACCUUGGGGAUGGGUUGCACGACUAGUGUAAUUCUGUUUAAAGGCAUCCGCACCGUGUUUGAAAGAAACUGUGCUUAUAUGUGCAAACAGCAAGGAGAGAAUAAUGCCCUUGAAUAUACAGCAUACAAUUGGACAAAAGAAGACUCAGAAUUAUUGAUCUCCUCCUGUCUGGCAAAGCCGAAGCUGAUUGAACCACUCGACUAUGAAAAUGUCAUCGUCCAAAAGAAGACACAGAUCCUGAACGAUGGCUUAAGGGAGAUGCUGCUCUUCCCUUAUGAUGACUUCCAGACGGCCACUCUGAGACGACAGGGUCGCUACAUGUGCUCCACGGUCCCCGCAGAUGCGCAAGAGGAAGCACAGAGCUUAUUUGUUACGGAGUGCAUCAAAACCUAUAACUCUGACUGGCAUCUUGUGAACUAUAAAUAUGAAGAUUACUCGGGAGAGUUUCGACAACUUCCAAACAAAGUGGCCAAGUUGGAUAAACUUCCAGUUCACGUCUAUGAAGUCGAUGAGGAAGUUGAUAAAGAUGAGGAUGCUGCCUCCCUCGGCUCUCAGAAGGGCGGGAUCACCAAGCAUGGGUGGCUGUACAAAGGCAACAUGAACAGUGCAAUAAGCGUAACCAUGAGGUCAUUUAAAAGACGGUUUUUCCACCUGAUUCAACUUGGUGACGGAUCCUACAAUUUGAAUUUUUAUAAAGAUGAAAAGAUCUCCAAGGAACCGAAAGGAUCGAUAUUUCUGGAUUCCUGUAUGGGUGUGGUUCAGAACAACAAAGUUAGACGUUUUGCUUUUGAGCUCAAGAUGCAGGACAAAAGUAGCUACCUUUUGGCUGCAGACAGCGAAGUCGAAAUGGAAGAAUGGAUCACAACUCUCAACAAGAUUCUCCAGCUCAACUUUGAGGCUGCAAUGCAAGAAAAGCGAAACGGAGACUCUCAUGAGGAUGAUGAACAAAGCAAAUUGGAAGGUUCUGGUUCCGGUUUAGAUAGCUACCUGCCUGAACUUGCCAAGAGUACCAGAGAAGCAGAAAUCAAACUGAAAAGUGAAAGCAGAGUUAAGCUUUUUUACUUGGACCCAGAUGCCCAGAAGCUUGACUUCACAUCAGCUGAACCAGAAGUGAAGCCAUUUGAAGAGAAAUUUGGAAAAAGAAUUCUCGUCAAGUGCAAUGAUUUAUCUUUCAAUUUGCAAUGCUGUGUUGCAGAAAAUGAAGAAGGACCCACUACAAAUGUCGAGCCUUUCUUUGUCACUCUAUCCCUGUUUGACAUAAAAUACAACCGAAAGAUUUCUGCCGAUUUCCACGUGGACCUGAACCAUUUCUCCGUGAGGCAGAUGCUGGCCACCACGUCCCCAGCUCUGGUGAACGGUGGCAGGAAGAGCUCACCUGCCCUUCAGGACAUCCUUCACGAAGCUGCCAUGCAGUAUCCGAAGCAGGGAAUAUUUUCAGUCACGUGUCCUCAUCCUGAUAUAUUUCUGGUGGCUAGAAUUGAAAAAGUGCUUCAGGGGAGCAUCACACACGGUGCCGAGCCAUACAUGAAAAGUUCAGACUCUUCUAAGGUUGCUCAGAAGGUGCUGAAGAAUGCCAAGCAGGCUUGCCAAAGACUAGGACAGUACAGAAUGCCAUUUGCAUGGGCAGCAAGGACGUUGUUUAAGGAUGCAUCUGGAAACCUUGACAAAAAUGCCAGAUUCUCUGCUCUGUACAGGCAAGACAGCAAUAAGCUCUCCAAUGACGACAUGCUCAAGUUACUUGCGGACUUUCGGAAACCCGAGAAGAUGGCUAAACUCCCGGUGAUUUUGGGCAACCUAGACAUUACAAUUGAUAAUGUUUCCUCAGACUUUCCUAAUUAUGUGAAUUCAUCAUACAUUCCCAUGAAGCAAUUUGAAACCUGUAGUAAAACUCCAAUCACAUUUGAAGUGGAAGAAUUUGUGCCCUGCAUACCAAAACACACUCAGCCUUACACCAUCUACAACAACCACCUGUAUGUUUAUCCUAAGUACUUGAAAUACGACAGUCAAAAGUCUUUUGCCAAGGCCAGAAAUAUUGCUAUUUGCAUUGAAUUCAAAGAUUCAGAUGAGGAAGACUCUCAGCCUCUGAAGUGCAUUUACGGCAGGCCCGGUGGGCCAGUGUUUACAAGAAGCGCCUUUGCUGCGGUUUUACACCAUCACCAAAACCCAGAAUUUUAUGAUGAGAUUAAAAUAGAACUGCCCACCCAGCUACACGAAAAGCACCACUUGUUGUUCACGUUUUUCCAUGUCAGCUGCGAUAAUUCUAGUAAAGGGAGCACAAAGAAGAAGGAUGUUGUUGAAACACAAGUUGGAUAUUCCUGGCUUCCUCUGCUGAAGGAUGGAAGGGUAGUGACUAGUGAACAGCAUGUUCCUGUCGCAGCCAAUCUCCCCUCUGGCUACCUUGGCUACCAGGAGCUCGGAAUGGGCAGGCAUUAUGGUCCAGAAAUUAAAUGGGUAGACGGAAGCAAGCCACUGCUGAAAGUUUCAACUCAUCUGGUUUCCACCGUGUAUACUCAGGAUCAGCAUUUACAUAAUUUUUUCCAGUACUGUCAGAAAACCGAAUCUGGAGCCCAGGCCUUAGGGAGUGAACUUGUAAAAUACCUUAAGAGCUUGCAUGCAAUGGAAGGCCACGUGAUGAUCGCCUUCUUGCCCACCAUCCUGAACCAGCUAUUCCGCGUCCUCACCAGAGCGACCCAGGAGGAAGUUGCUGUCAACGUGACACGGGUCAUUAUUCAUGUGGUUGCCCAGUGCCAUGAGGAAGGAUUGGAGAGCCACUUGAGGUCAUAUGUUAAGUAUGCGUACAAGGCUGAGCCGUACGUUGCUUCCGAAUACAAGACAGUGCACGAAGAACUGACAAAAGCCAUGACCACAAUUCUCAAGCCUUCUGCCGACUUCCUCACCAGCAACAAACUACUUAAGUAUUCAUGGUUUUUCUUUGACGUUUUGAUAAAAUCCAUGGCUCAGCAUUUGAUAGAGAACUCCAAAGUUAAGUUAUUGCGAAACCAGAGGUUCCCCGCAUCUUAUCACCAUGCUGUGGAAACUGUUGUGAAUAUGCUGACGCCACACAUCACUCAGAAGUUUCGAGAUAACCCAGAGGCAUCUAAACAUGCAAACCACAGUCUUGCUGUGUUCAUCAAGAGAUGUUUCACCUUCAUGGACAGGGGCUUCGUCUUUAAACAGAUCAACAACUACAUCAGCUGCUUUGCUCCUGGAGACCCGAAGACUCUCUUUGAAUACAAGUUUGAAUUUCUCCGUGUGGUGUGCAAUCACGAACACUAUAUACCUUUGAAUCUCCCCAUGCCAUUCGGAAAAGGCAGGAUCCAAAGAUACCAAGAUCUCCAGCUUGACUACUCAUUAACAGACGAGUUCUGUAGAAACCACUUCUUGGUGGGGCUGUUGCUGAGGGAGGUGGGGACCGCCCUCCAAGAGUUUAGGGAGGUCCGACUGAUUGCCAUCAGCGUGCUCAAGAACCUGCUGAUAAAGCAUUCUUUUGAUGACAGAUAUGCUUCGAGGAGCCAUCAAGCAAGGAUAGCCACUCUCUACCUGCCUCUGUUUGGUCUGCUAAUCGAGAACGUGCAGCGGAUCAACGUGAGGGAUGUGUCACCCUUCCCCGUGAACCCCGGCAGUACUGUGAAGGAGGAAUCGCUUCCGCUGCCAGCUGCGAACCCGCUGGUGACUCCGCAGAAGCCUGGGAUCGCUCUGGACAACAGCCUGCACAAGGACCUGUUUGGCGCCAUCUCUGGCAUCGCUUCUCCAUAUACGACGUCAACUCCAAACAUCAAUAGUGUGAGAAAUGCUGAUUCGAGAGGAUCCCUCAUAAGCACAGAUUCGGGGAACAGCCUUCCAGAAAGGAAUAGUGAGAAAAGCAAUUCCCUGGAUAAGCACCAGCAAGGUGGCGCUUUGGGAAAUUCUGUGGUUCGCUGUGACAAACUUGACCAGUCUGAGAUUAAGAGCCUGCUGAUGUGUUUCCUCUACAUCUUAAAAAGCAUGUCUGAUGAUGCUUUGUUUACGUAUUGGAACAAGGCUUCAACAUCUGAACUUAUGGAUUUUUUUACAAUAUCUGAAGUCUGCUUGCACCAGUUCCAGUACAUGGGGAAGCGAUACAUAGCCAGGAACCAGGAGGGGUUGGGACCCAUAGUUCAUGAUCGAAAGUCUCAGACAUUGCCUGUUUCCCGUAACAGAACAGGAAUGAUGCAUGCCAGAUUGCAGCAGCUGGGCAGCCUGGAUAACUCUCUCACUUUUAACCACAGCUAUGGCCACUCAGACGCUGACGUCCUUCACCAGUCCCUACUUGAAGCCAACAUUGCUACGGAGGUGUGCCUUACGGCUCUGGACACUCUGUCUCUGUUUACACUGGCGUUUAAGAACCAGCUCCUGGCCGACCACGGACAUAAUCCUCUCAUGAAAAAAGUUUUUGACGUCUACCUGUGUUUUCUUCAAAAACAUCAGUCUGAAACAGCUUUGAAAAAUGUCUUCACUGCCUUAAGGUCAUUCAUUUAUAAGUUUCCCUCGACGUUCUAUGAAGGGAGGGCCGACAUGUGUGCUGCUCUGUGCUACGAGAUCCUGAAAUGCUGCAACUCCAAGCUGAGCUCCAUCAGAACCGAGGCCUCCCAGCUGCUGUACUUCCUCAUGAGGAACAACUUCGACUACACUGGAAAGAAGUCCUUUGUCCGGACGCAUUUGCAAGUCAUUAUUUCUGUCAGCCAGCUGAUAGCAGACGUUGUUGGGAUUGGGGGAACCAGAUUCCAGCAGUCCUUGUCCAUCAUCAACAACUGUGCCAACAGUGACAGGCUCAUCAAGCACACCACCUUCUCCUCGGACGUGAAGGACUUGACCAAAAGGAUCCGCACAGUUCUCAUGGCCACCGCCCAAAUGAAGGAGCACGAGAAUGACCCGGAGAUGCUGGUAGACCUCCAGUACAGUCUGGCCAAGUCCUAUGCCAGCACUCCCGAGCUCAGGAAGACGUGGCUGGACAGCAUGGCCAGGAUCCACGUCAAAAAUGGGGAUCUCUCUGAGGCAGCGAUGUGUUAUGUCCAUGUCACAGCCCUGGUGGCAGAAUAUCUCACGCGGAAAGAAGCAGACAUAGCCCUCCGUCCGGAGCUGCCCCUCUUCCCCUACAGCCACAGCACCUGCCAGAGGAGGCGCCGGGGAGGCAUGUUUAGACAAGGAUGCACAGCUUUCAGGGUCAUUACCCCAAACAUAGAUGAGGAGGCCUCCAUGAUGGAAGAUGUCGGAAUGCAAGACGUCCAUUUCAACGAGGAUGUGCUCAUGGAGCUUCUAGAGCAGUGUGCAGAUGGACUCUGGAAGGCUGAACGCUAUGAGCUAAUCGCUGACAUCUAUAAACUCAUCAUCCCCAUUUAUGAGAAGCGGAGAGAUUUUGAGAGGCUAGCCCAUCUGUAUGAUACACUACACCGGGCCUACAGCAAAGUAACUGAGGUCAUGCACUCUGGCCGCAGGCUCCUGGGGACAUAUUUCCGAGUGGCCUUCUUUGGACAGCAAUACCAGUUUACAGACAGUGAAACAGAUGUGGAGGGAUUCUUUGAAGAUGAAGAUGGAAAAGAGUAUAUUUACAAAGAACCCAAACUCACGCCUCUGUCAGAAAUUUCCCAGAGACUCCUUAAACUUUACUCAGAUAAAUUUGGUUCUGAAAAUGUGAAAAUGAUACAGGAUUCUGGCAAGGUCAACCCUAAGGAUCUGGAUUCCAAGUAUGCAUACAUCCAGGUGACUCACGUGAUUCCGUUCUUCGAUGAAAAAGAAUUGCAAGAAAGGAAAACGGAAUUUGAGAGAUCUCAUAACAUUCGCCGCUUCAUGUUUGAGAUGCCCUUCACUCAGACCGGGAAAAGGCAGGGCGGGGUUGAGGAGCAGUGCAAACGGCGAACCAUAUUGACAGCAAUACACUGCUUCCCUUAUGUGAAGAAGCGGAUCCCCGUCAUGUACCAGCACCACACCGACCUGAACCCCAUCGAAGUAGCCAUUGACGAGAUGAGUAAGAAGGUGGCCGAGCUCCGGCAGCUGUGUUCCUCAGCCGAAGUAGACAUGAUCAAGCUGCAGCUCAAACUCCAGGGCAGCGUGAGCGUUCAGGUCAACGCAGGUCCACUAGCAUAUGCCCGAGCUUUCCUAGAUGACACAAACACAAAAAGAUACCCUGACAACAAAGUGAAGUUGCUUAAAGAAGUUUUCAGGCAAUUUGUGGAAGCUUGCGGUCAAGCCUUAGCGGUAAAUGAGCGGCUGAUCAAAGAGGACCAGCUAGAGUACCAGGAAGAAAUGAAGGCCAACUACAGGGAGAUGGCGAAAGAGCUUUCCGAGAUCAUGCACGAGCAGAUUUGCCCGCUGGAGGAGAAGACGAGCGUUUUACCGAAUUCCCUUCACAUCUUCAAUGCCAUCAGCGGGACUCCAACAAGCACCCUGGUUCACGGAAUGACCAGCUCGUCCUCAGUUGUGUGAUUUUGCCUCACGGACCGUAUGUGGGGCUUUGUCAUUUGCAAACUCAGGAUGAUUUCCAAAGUUAAUCACUGGGCUCGUGCAAGACACAGGGAGGACCGAGCACAAGAAGAAGUGAAGGGGAAUGGGAGAGAAAGGAACUCAAGAACGGUGUUAUUUCAUAGCCGAUUUUCUAGAAGAGUCAUAAGAGGGUACACAUAUUUUUUUAAAUCUUGCUGGCAAUAUUCGAACUUUUCAUUAUGUCUUAACGGGGGUGUGUGGCGAACUCUCUUAAGCUGGAGUGAGAUUUUAUUCUUCCUUACAGAGUAGUAUUAAAAUAAAUGGCCUAGAGAAAACACGUGUUCUGGAAUGUACAGAGCAGGGACAGUAGCACUGAAAUGGAGGCUGGAGUAACGUUUGCCUCUAGGCUAAGCUGGAAAACCUUGAAAAUAUUUUUUUUUUCCUGUGGCACAUUCAGGUUGAAUACAAGAACUAUUUUUGUGACUAGUUUUUGAUGACCUAAGGGAACUGAUCAUUGUAACUUUUGUACCAGUGAGCCAGAAGGUUGAGUGCUUUUAUACUCAUAUACUUGCAUCUAAAAAAUAGGAAAGCUUAAGAAACUAUGUGAGCUUAAAACUAGUCAAGCAGUUUAGAACCAAAGGCCUCUAUUAAUAAACAAAACUAUGCUAAAAAAUUUAAAAGUAGUACAGUAUAUUGUAAUGUACAUAUGAGUUUGUUAAUACAGUCUCCACACUCUGUACAUACAUGGAUUACAUUUCUACAUUUUUUAAUACUCCUCACAUCCGCUUCUGCAUUAAGUUUCGUUGUGACAAAUUGGUGCCGUUCUUAGUAUAUGCAAUACACUUGACUUUACUGUUUUAUCCUUGUACAUAAAAAAAGUGCAAUAUGGAGGUGUAUACAGUCUUUGCUCUGUUAGGUUUAUAAACUUUUAAAAAAUCUCAUCCUUUUGCCAAAGUGGUGGAGUAUGUAAUUGGUAAACCAUAAAUCCUGUGGUGAAUCGUGGUGUGAUUUAAAGCUUUCACCAUGUUAUAUUUUCUUUUGAGACAUUAAUUUAGUAAUUUUAUAUUUGGGAAAAUAAAGGUUUUUAAUUUUAUUUAACUAGAAUCUCUGCCCUGCUGUAAGUAAACAUUCUGUACCACAUCUGUAUUAAAAAUAACAUUGCUGA
Acinonyx jubatus (cheetah) is the source of this 10362-nucleotide messenger RNA. It is a transcript of the gene DOCK9, whose product is annotated as dedicator of cytokinesis 9. The record is from RefSeq and is a predicted model, not a curated record. Bases 2769 to 9200 code for a protein of 2143 amino acids. Gene Ontology annotation, molecular function: guanyl-nucleotide exchange factor activity. The transcript has 55 exons. Gene Ontology annotation, biological process: positive regulation of GTPase activity; small GTPase-mediated signal transduction. Lineage: Eukaryota; Metazoa; Chordata; Mammalia; Carnivora; Felidae.